AUGAGCCCCGUGGCAUUAAUGUUAGGCUUGAAGACCUUGUGGGUUUUGGCUUUUUCCUCUCUUUCCAACACGCUGGCGGUGAAUAACAGCGGCCGAUGGUGGGGAAUAAUAAAUGUGGCCUCGUCCACCAACCUGCUGACGGACUCCAAGAAUGUGCAGCUGGUGCUGGACCCUUCUCUGCAGCUGCUGAGCCGCAAGCAGCGCAAGCUCAUCCGCCAGAACCCAGGGAUCCUGCACAGCAUCAGCAGCGGCCUGCAGAGCGCCAUCAAGGAGUGCAAGUGGCAGUUCCGCAACCGCCGCUGGAAUUGCCCCACCACAGCAGGGCCAAACAUUUUUGGCAAGAUUGUCAACAGAGGUUGCCGAGAAACAGCUUUCAUCUUCGCCAUCACUAGCGCUGGCGUCACUCACUCUGUGGCCCGCUCUUGCUCCGAGGGCUCCAUCGAAUCCUGCACCUGUGACUACCGCCGGCGGGGCCCAGGAGGUCCUGACUGGCACUGGGGUGGCUGUAGUGACAAUGUGGACUUCGGAAGGGUCUUUGGACGAGAGUUCGUGGACUCCAAUGAGAAGGGGCGGGACCUGCGUUUCCUGAUGAAUUUGCACAACAAUGAAGCAGGACGUCUGACGGUCUUCACCGAGAUGCGCCAGGAGUGCAAGUGCCAUGGCAUGUCUGGUUCCUGCACGAUCAAGACCUGCUGGAUGCGGCUGCCCACUUUCCGGACCGUGGGGGACUUUCUCAAGGACCGUUUUGACGGUGCCUCACGGGUCAUCUACGGCAACAAAGGCAGCAACCGGGCCUCCCGGGUGGAGCUGCACCACUUGGAGCCCGAGAAUCCUGCCCACAAGCCCCCUUCCCCGCAUGACCUGGUCUACUUUGAGAAGUCGCCCAACUUCUGCACCUACAAUGGCAAGACAGGGACAGCGGGGACCGCGGGCCGUUCCUGCAACAGCUCCUCUCCUGCCCUGGAUGGCUGCGAGCUGCUGUGCUGUGGGAGAGGGUACCGGACCCGGACGCAGCGGGUGACAGAGCGCUGCAACUGCACCUUCCACUGGUGUUGCCAUGUCAGCUGCUUGAACUGCACCAACAUGCAAGUGUUGCACGAGUGCUUGUGA
Zootoca vivipara (common lizard) is the source of this 1110-nucleotide messenger RNA. It is a transcript of the gene WNT1, whose product is annotated as Wnt family member 1. Gene Ontology annotation, molecular function: frizzled binding; cytokine activity. The record is from RefSeq and is a predicted model, not a curated record. Gene Ontology annotation, biological process: cell fate commitment; multicellular organism development; canonical Wnt signaling pathway. Lineage: Eukaryota; Metazoa; Chordata; Lepidosauria; Squamata; Lacertidae. Gene Ontology annotation, cellular component: extracellular region.